Messenger RNA from Mytilus trossulus (common blue mussel), 1140 nucleotides. RefSeq lists its product as uncharacterized. The transcript has a single exon. The coding region runs from base 1 to 1140 and encodes 379 amino acids. NCBI's taxonomy places the organism in Eukaryota, Metazoa, Mollusca, Bivalvia, Mytilida, Mytilidae. The record is from RefSeq and is a predicted model, not a curated record. Gene Ontology annotation, molecular function: protein dimerization activity.
AUGACAUGGUUCUUGUGUGCAUCCCACAAGCGUAAAACCAUCCUAAACUCAUUUACAGGUAAUACAAAAUUAGUAGAUGAUAUGCUUGAAGGUUUACAAAAUGAAGAAGAAGAUGUCGACAUAAAACUUUUGAAAAAGGGAACAGAUGUUUCGGUGAAGCGUUUAUGCGAAACAAGGUGGACAGCAAGAGUAGACACGGUUUCGUCACUUCUUGCAAACUACAAAUCUGUUCAUGCUGCUCUGACUAAAAUUGAAAAUGUAAGCACAAGUGAUGCUAGGACAAAUGCAAGUGGUUAUCGGCGCUACCUGGAAGACCCCGAAUGCAUUGUUGCCGUGUUAGUUGCCCAAUUUGUUUUGAGCAUUCUUAAGCCACUAACAUUGUUCCUUCAAAAGACUGACUGCAACAUGGUGGAUGCUUUUGAGGAAUCAAAAAUUCUUCUGGAAUUAUUGCAGGAAAAGAGAACAGAGGAAAUUUUUUCAGAACUUUUCAGGCGAGGUACUGUCAUAGCAGAUGCUAUUGAAAUAGACUUAAUGCCACGUAGGCGAGUUGGUCGUCAGGUUCAUAGGGAGAACGCAGCAACUGCCUCUACUGCAGAGCAGCAUUGGCGAAUUAAUUUAUUUUUCCCAUUUUUGGAUCACGUUAUUAGUGAAAUGCAACGCCGGUUUCCUGAUGAGGUAAAAAAUCAAAUGUUAGGAUAUUACCUUAUUCCAAAAAAUGUAGGCAAGUUAACACCGGAAUUAAUUGAACACCUUUUCCAAGCAUUUCCGGACGUAACAAACAUGGAAGAGUUAACGUGUGAACUUGAAAGGUGGGUAAGAAAGACAGUAGGUAUGCUAGACGAAGGAAGCCUCACGACAGCAAUUAAGCUGGCUAACAAAGACUUGUACCCAAAUGUUUUCACAAUAUUGCAAGUACUUUUAACUAUGCCUGUCACAUCAGUCUGUUGUGAGAGAUCGUUUUCCAGUUUAAGGCGUUUGAAAACAUGGGAACGGGCUACAAUGGGUGGUGACAGGCUUUGUGGGCUUGCCAUGCUCCAUGUGCAUAGGAAUGAUGCAGUGGACAAAGAACGUGUAUUGAAGCUAUUCGAUAGCACAGGACAUAGGAGAAUCGGGAAGUUUUGGUUGACCAACAGAGAUUAA